CGGUGCAGGGUAUUUAGCACUCUGUCUCUCUUGACUAGGAGGCGGGAAAAGAGUGGGAGUGGUCUGUUAAGAAAUGUUGCGCCUGCGGGGUUUGGGAGGGCGGAAAAACGGGAACUACUACCUAAAUUCAUCCUCUUCUUUUCCUCUUCCCUCCUCGAUACCCACGGUGUAGGGAACCUACCUUGAAACAAUGUAUCUGAGGCCCAGGCUUGUUUGGGAGAAGUCCUCCUGGAGCUAAGCCUAAAAAGGAAGCUGAGGGAGGGAGGGGACCUGCCUAAUGCAAAAGCCUUGAAUUUCCUAUGGUUUGCGUUCUCCAAGACCCACCUGUAGUGAGUCACCAGCUUUGCUAGCUCCACGUGGGUCCACUCCAAAUUCUUAACCCUCCGGUGUGACCAAAACACGCCAUUCUAUGUUUCCGUUCUUCUAUAACAUGUUUCUACCACCUACUCCAUCUUUUUCUUUGUAUUGUCACCCUGACUAGGGACGCAACACUCCCUCCUCCUUCCUCUUCCCUCCUCCCUCUCCCGCCUUCUAACCCGAUUCUGUUGGUCCCUCUCUGCUCCCCGCCCCCUUCCUCCUUACCUAGCUCCCUCCUGCCGUAAGUGGCCACGCCUGUGACCUCUGUCUUGUGGUCCCCCACCCUGCUUGCCUAGGUGAGCUGAUCUCAUGAGCCGGGAAAUACAAAUUUUAGAGAUACUCCAGGAAUUGAAAAAUGAAGAGUUCGAGACUUUUAAGAAAAUUGUGUGUCAGCAAGAGGCAGAAGCAUCAACCUGGUCACUGCCAACUACCCCCCGGGAAGAUAUUGCCCAUCAUCUGGUGAGGUUCUGUGGCUCCAGAGCCCUGAAUGUGGUGUCCCAGACACUGGACCGUGUCCCUGCUCGGCACCUGUUGGAAAUGCUUGGAGAGCCUAAACUUGAAGAUAGUACUGGGAAACAGAAGACCGGCAUCAGUUCCCAUACUAGAAAAGAGCCUCCGAAAGGAUUAGCAGAGCAACUGGUGACCCAAAAAAUGCUGAUGAAGCUAGCCCAGCACGUGGGGAGUGAAUGGAAGGAGCUGGGUAUAAUGUGCCUGGACCUUCAGCAGCAUCAAUUGGAUAGACUGGAUGAAGAUCACUCUAAAACCACUACAAGCACUCGAAUCUUCAACAUGUUCCUGCUGUGGAGGAAUCGAGAGAAGGAAAAAGCCACAGUUCUAAGUCUCUACAACCUUUUGUCUAAGAGCAUUUCCAUUAGUCCUGAGGCCCUUGCUGUACUUCUGGAGGGAAUGUGACUCCUGCUCCAAAGGAUAAUGAACUUCAGAUCCUUUUUCUGGUUAAAGGCCAACUGGUACCAAGGAGGAGAUGCUCUGGAAUGCUAACAUGAUGUAUCCUUGAAAAUAUUAUUCCCCCACUAUAUGAAUAAAUUAAUUUUCUAUUUUAAA
Antechinus flavipes (yellow-footed antechinus) is the source of this 1419-nucleotide messenger RNA. RefSeq lists its product as uncharacterized. The coding region runs from base 667 to 1269 and encodes 200 amino acids. Gene Ontology annotation, molecular function: protein binding. Gene Ontology annotation, biological process: signal transduction. Lineage: Eukaryota; Metazoa; Chordata; Mammalia; Dasyuromorphia; Dasyuridae. The transcript has 3 exons. The record is from RefSeq and is a predicted model, not a curated record.